This is a messenger RNA of Helianthus annuus (common sunflower), 321 nucleotides long. RefSeq lists its product as uncharacterized. The transcript has a single exon. The record is from RefSeq and is a predicted model, not a curated record. The coding region runs from base 1 to 321 and encodes 106 amino acids. NCBI's taxonomy places the organism in Eukaryota, Viridiplantae, Streptophyta, Magnoliopsida, Asterales, Asteraceae.
AUGGCCUUAUCUCAGAUGGGUUUUCCUCCUCUUUGGUGUAAAUGGGUCCAUGGUAUUCUUUCAUCUGCUAGAGCGACGGUUUUGGUUAACGGAGCCCCCACGUUUGAUUUUCAAUAUCAGAAGGGUAUGAGACAGGGCGACCCUUUCUCUCCGUUCCUUUUUCUUAUAGUUAUGGAAUUUCUUUCGUGUUGUCUGGUUAAAGCGGAUGGGAUCGGUGCGGUGACUGGGGUUAAGCUUCCUAACAACGGUCCGUCUCUUACCCAUCUUUUUAUGCUGAUGACGCGCUUGUGGUUGGGGAGUGGUCUAGGGGAAAUAUUCUAA